Messenger RNA from Penaeus vannamei (Pacific white shrimp), 5516 nucleotides. The record is from RefSeq and is a predicted model, not a curated record. Lineage: Eukaryota; Metazoa; Arthropoda; Malacostraca; Decapoda; Penaeidae.
UGCCCAUCCACGGUUCCAGAUGAACACUCGACGUCCGUCCACCAUGGAUACGAUACGGCUGCUCGUGGUGGGCGUGUGUUUGGUGACGUGGGCGGCGCCUGUGCAAGCAAGGGCGCAAGGAUACCGGUAUUCGUCGCCUGAGGAUGACCGGUCGUUAGGCAGCGACGAAGACUAUGACGACCCAAGUUAUGCCUUCAGGUACGACGUCGAGGACACCUACUCCGGCAACUUCUUCGGGCACUACGAGACACGCGAAGGAGACGACACCGACGGCGGCUACUACGUCCUCCUUCCCGACGGUCGCAGGCAGAAAGUCAUUUACGAAGUCGAGGGGGACUCCGGUUUCCUCUCGCAGGUGACUUACGAAGGGGAUGCCGGAACCUACUUCAGCACCUUCAACCACGGCCAUAGAGGAGUCGGAGGAGGGAGAGGAGUUGGAGGAGGAGCGGGUUCCUUUGGAGGCAGGAUUACUUCUGGAGGAGGAGCAGGAGGAGGAAGAGGAGUUGGAGGAGGAGGGUUCGGAGUCUCCGGUUUUGCGUCGGGAAGAGGAGUAGGAGGAGGUGCUGGUUUUACUUCCUCAGGAGGGGUUCAAGUAGGUGGUGGUGGCGAGGGUGAAGGUGAAGAAGGAGAGGAACAAGAGGGUGGAGAAGGUGGAGAGGGAGCCGGAAGAGCAGAAGCUGUCGUGAGCCAAACAGGACCUGCAGUUGGAAGUGGGGCGAGUGUCGCUGUCCAUCAUGUUGGAGAUGGAGUUGGCGGAGGUGGAGCCGGAUUUGCUACUGGAGGAGGAGUUGGCGCAGGUGGAGCUAGCUUUGCUGCUCAUACUGCUGGUGGAGUAGGUGCAGGUGGAGCUGGAUUUGCUACUGGAGGUUGGGCAGGUGGAGCAGGAUUUGCCACUGGAGGAGGAGUUGGCGCAGGUGGAGCUAGCUUUGCUGCUCACACCGCUGGUGGAGUAGGUGCAGGUGGAGCCGGAUUUGCUACUGGAGGAGUAGGCACAAGUGGAGCUGGAUUUGCCACUGGAGGUGGAGUAGGCACAAGUGGAGCCGGAUUUGCCACUGGAGGUGGAGUUGGCGCAGGUGGAGCUGGAUUUGCUGCUCAAACUGCUGUUGGUGGUGCCGGAUUUGCCACUGGAGGUGCAGGUGGAGCCGGAUUUGCCACUGGAGGUGGAGUGGGCACAAGUGGAGCCGGAUUUGCUACUGGAGGUGCAGGUGGAGCCGGAUUUGCUACUGGAGGUGGAUUAGGUGCAGGUGGAGCCGGAUUUGCCACUGGAGGUGCAGGUGGAGCCGGAUUUGCCACUGGAGGUGGAGUGGGCACAGGUGGAGCUGGAUUUGCUACUGGAGGCGCAGGUGGAGCCGGAUUUGCUGCUCAUACCGCUGGUGGAGUAGGUGCAGGUGGACCUGGCUUUGCUGCUCAAACUGCUGUUGGUGGUGCCGGUUUUGCUGCUGGAGGUGGAGCAGGUGGAGGAGUGGGUGUUCAUCAGAUUGGAGGUGGUGCUGGAGGAACAAGUGUGACUGUCCAUCACACUGGACCAGGUGGAGCUUCACUUAUUGGUCAACAAGCCGGUGGAGUAGGAGCAGUGGUUCACCAGACAGGAGGCGGACUUGGUGCCGGUGUAACUGUUCACCAGACAGGAGGUGGUGCUGGCUUUGGCGUUCAAACUGGAGGUGCAGCAGGUUUAGGUGGUACCAGGGUAACUGUCCACCAAUCUGGAGGUGGAGCUGGUUUUGGGGUUCAAACUGGAGGUGGUGUGGGUGGUGCUGGAGUUACAGUUCAUCAUACUGGAGCUGGAGCUGGGUUUGGCACUCAGACUGGUGGAGGUGCCUUUGCUUCUCAACAAACAGGAGGGCUAGCUACUUCUGGUGUCCACCAGACUGGAGGAACCUCACUGUCCUUUGGUAGUGGCAGCCCUGGCGGCAUUUCUGUUCAUCAUUCUGGUUCCCCGACUAGUGCUGGAGUCACCCCCGGCCCUGUGGCAAGUGCCUUGGUCUCUGGCCCUACCUUUGGAGCAGGUAACCAGGUAUCAGUAGGUCAGGCAGGUGUGGGUGGUGUUGCUACUGGUUUUACAGGCACCCAGGGAACUGCAGCAUUUGGUGGAAGUGCUCAGGGAGGCUUUGGCGGUCUUGGAGGAGUCCAGGGAGGGAUAGGGUUUGGAGCUGGCCAAGGAGCAGGAGUUGGUGCUACCCAGGGUGUAGGAUUUGGAGGUCAAGGAGCAGGAGUUGGAGGCUUUGCUGGCAGUGCUCAGGGAGGAAUCGGCUUUGGAGGUGGACGAGAGGCAGGAUUUGGAGCGACACAAGUCAGUAUUGGAGGUAGCCAUGGAGCUGGAUUUGGAGGUGGUACGGCAGCACCAGGAUUCGCAGGCGCCCAGGGUGGAGUAGGAUUCGAAAGUGGUCAAGGAGCCAUAGGAUUUGGUAGUACCCAAAGUGGAGUAGGAUUCGGAACUACACAAAUUAGUGUUGGAGGUGCCCAAGGAUCAGGAUUUGGAACUACAAGUGCCCAAGCUCUGACAUCUGGUUUUGGAGGGGGUGUUUCAGUGACUCCAUCUAGUGUAACUCCCACAGCAAGUCCUUUUGUAUCUACACCAAGUCCUGUAAGUCAUUCUGUGACUCCUCCUGGUGUAACUCCUGCAAGUCCCUUUUUAUCUAGUACAGGCUUUUCCGUAACUCCUUCAAGUGUCUCCCCCACAGCAAGUCCUCUAGUAUCUGUUUCAGUGACUCCCCACAGUGUAACUCCCACACCAUUUACUCCGGGUCCUGGAGGUGUUUCAGUGACUCCCCACAGUGUAACUCCCGCACCAUUUACUCCGGGUCCUGGAGGUGUUUCAGUGACUCCCCACAGUGUAACUCCCGCACCAUUUACUCCGGGUCCUGGAGGUGUUUCAGUGACUCCCCACAGUGUAACUCCUGCACCAUUUACUCCGGGUUCUGGGGGAGGUUUUUCAGUGACACCUAGUAUAACUCCUAUAAUUCCUACAGAAAGUCCAUUUGUAUCCAGCACACACUUUUCUGUGACAACUCCAAGUCCUCCAGUAACUGGUGGUGGCUUUUCCGUAACUUCUCCAAGUGUAACUCCUACAGGAAGUCCUUUCGUGUCCAGCACUAGCUUUUCCGUGACUCCUUCUAGUAUAACCCCCACAGCAAGCCCUCUUGUUUCUGGAGGAGACGUUGGAGGAGUUAGCCAAGUCAGUUUUCACUCAGGAGCAGCCAGUGGUGGGUUUGACAUCCCUGGAUUUAGUGCUGGCAUCGCAUCGCAGGGCUCAGUUCCCUUCUCGAACAGAGUGGAUGACGUGGCCAUUCAAGCAGGAGGCAUUGGCAGCGGACAAGCAGGAGCAGGAUUUGGAGGACAAUCAAUAGGAUUUGUUGGACAAACAACAGGAUUUGGAGGACAAGAAGUAGGAUUUGGAGGACCACCAGCAGGAUUUGGAGGACCACCAGCAGGAUUUGGAGGACCACCAGCAGGAUUUGGAGGACCACCAGCAGGAUUUGGUGGUCAAGGAUUUGCAGGUGGAGAAGUAGGUGCUGGAUUUGGAGGACAAGCAGGAGCAGGAUUUGGAGGACAAGAAAUAGGAUUUGGUGACCAAGCAGGCUUUGGAGGUGGCCAGAGUUUCACAAGUGGACCCAUAGCAAGCCCUUUGGUAUCUGAUCCUUCAUUUGGAGCUGGCCAGGCAGGACCAGGCUUUGACGUCGGUCCUGGACCCGGCUUUGGCGCACAAGAUGCAGGGUUUGGAGGUGGCCAGAGUUUCACAAGUGGACCCAUAGCAAGCCCUUUGGUAUCUGAUCCUUCAUUUGGAGCUGGCCAGGCUGGACCAGGCUUUGACGUCGGUCCUGGACCCGGCUUUGGCGCACAAGAUGCAGGGUUUGGAGGUGGCCAGAGUUUCACAAGUGGACCCAUAGCAAGCCCUUUGGUAUCUGAUCCUUCAUUUGGAGCUGGCCAGGCAGGACCAGGCUUUGACGUCGGUCCUGGACCCGGCUUUGGCGCACAAGAUGCAGGGUUUGGAGGUGGCCAGAGUUUCACAAGUGGACCCAUAGCAAGCCCCUUGGUAUCUGAUCCUUCAUUUGGAGCUGGCCAGGCUGGACCAGGCUUUGACGUCGGUCCUGGACCCGGAUUUGGCGGCGGUCAAGGAGGGUUUGUAGACAAUCAGAUUUCCUUUGGAGGUGAUCCAGGAUUCAUCGGCGGCCAGCCAGAUCUUGGUGCUGGAGUGAGCUUUGGCCCUGUGACACCUGAGCCUAUUUUUGAGGGUGGCCAGGCUGGACCAGGAUUUGGAGCAGGAGCAGGAUUCGGUGAUGCUCAAGCUAGAUUUAGGACUGACCUGGGGUUUGAAGUGGGUCCAGGAUUCGGAGGUGGUCCAGGACUCGUUGCUGGCCAUGCGGGUCCAGGAUUUGGCGGAGGCCCAGCAGAAGUAAACUUUGAUGGCACUCUGAAUAUAGACAUUGGAGGAGGCCCGGGAGGUGCAGGAUUUGCAGGUGGUCAAGCAGGGUUUGCAAGCAAUCAGAUAGGAAUUGGAGGUGGUCCAGGAUUUCCAGUGGGCCCUACAGCAAGUCCCUUAAUUGCCGAUCCAUCAUUCGCCGCAAGCGGAGGCCAAGGGGCGGCUGCCGCAUUUGGCCACUCUGCCGGUGGACUGGGGGCUCCAUUUGAUGGCCAGUUCGCAGGGCCUGGCGGAGGCUUCGGCUUUGGCCCCGGACCCGUUGCGAAUGCCUUGAUCUCGGCUCCAAUUCUCAGCUCAGAGCAGGUUGCAAGUCAAGGCUUCAUUGGCAACCAACUAGGCAGCGCAGGCGUUGCUGCCAGAAGCAACUUGGCUGGCCCUACGGUGGAGUUCCAGAUCGGCCAGCCCCUCGCAGCUGCAACCGUGAGGGGGGCGCCCGCGACCUCGCAAGCUGGCGUCCUCUCGAGCCUGGUCAACGCAAACCAACCGGCGCUCCACCUGAUCCCCGCCCAGUCCAUCAUCCCAAUCGGCCAGGUAGCGCAAGCCUAAUCGGGAAGAGCUUGUCAGGAGUAGACGCAGCCCAUUACAGUCUAUUCCCUGAUAAGGUCGCACCGGCUUGUCAGUUUUCCUUAUAAUUUUAUACAUAUUUUUCCCUCCCUUUAUCUCUGAAUGCUUCGCUUCACUGGCACUCAUAUCAGUUUAGGUUUUCCCCCCCGAGUCCUGCAGCGCGUGCCAGUGACAGCGGGAGCGUUCGCGAAUUUUACAAACUUCUACAAAAGCUUCGAGAAAGUUGGGAUUCUAAUCAACUAACUUGUGCCACCCCCCCCCCCCGUCCCCGUCCCCCACUCAUUUUCCCGGAAUACGCCAAGUUAUCAACAAAAGAAACUGUGGAACUUAGUCACUAAUAACAAUGUCCUUUUUCUUGAAGUACUGAACUGUAACAUGGUGUUACACAUUUACUGUAUGUAUUUAGUUAGAAUGUUGUUACCUCGUUAUUUUGUACAUAUGUAAGAGUUAUACUUUAUUUUGUUUACAUUUUUUCUAGUUUUAUAAUCAAGAUUUUACAAAGGUUGCUUUUUGAAUAAAAAAGUAUUUUUUC